Molecule: messenger RNA, 1656 nt
Organism: Drosophila miranda
Lineage: Eukaryota; Metazoa; Arthropoda; Insecta; Diptera; Drosophilidae
Exons: 2
Coding region: 74-727 (217 amino acids)
Molecular function (GO): sequence-specific DNA binding
Source: RefSeq, a predicted model, not a curated record
AGAGUGCAAUAGAAAAUAUAAGAAUAUAAAAUAUAAAUAGAAAUAGAAAAUCCGUUUUAAUACCAAAACGAAUAUGUUUUGCGCCGUCGAGGAGUGCAGGACCCGCCUGACGGGAAGCAGCCAGAGCUCCUUCAGAUUUCCCAGCGAUUCAAAGCUGCGCCUUCAGUGGACCCUCUUCUGCCGCCGAAUCGACGACAUAAAUUACCCAGUGGAGCGCAUUUGCCUGGAGCACUUUGAAAUGGAGGAUUUCGAAAGGGAUUUGCGGCUGGAUUGGGGGGUCUGUGGAUAUCUGACGCCCCUCAAACUAAAGCCAGAAGCUGUGCCCAGCCUGCAAUCGCAUCAAGAUAUGGAUUUAGAAAUAGUUGAGGAGCAUUUGCUCCCACCAGAGACAAAGGAGGAAACUCUAAUGGUGCAAUACGAUAAAGAGCCUGCCAGGGACCAGCCAGAGGAGUCGGAGAGUGAUUACGAAUUUGAGGAACUGCCUGCGGAGGAGUGUCUGCAAGUACAGGUGGUGGACGCCGAUGGCUACCUUAAGGUCUUGGAGAAGGAAAACUCCGAACUGAAACGGGACAACUUAAUAAUGAAUCUGUCCAUCCAGACCAGCGAAAGGGAUACGGAGAGACUGCAACGGCAGCUGGACAAAUCGAAUGAGCUCUAUGGACAACUCGUUACAAAUUUGGAGAGGAUCUUCUCUUCUCUUCUUCAGAAUGACAGGCGUAUCGUGUAGCCCAGGGCGGACCUAAUAGAAACGCAUAAUCUGUAUGCGGCCAGCAGAAGUGUCUACAACAUGCUGCUGAGAAGGAACUAUCCAUUACCCUCUGUGCGGACAAUGCAGUACUGGGAAGCCCGUGAGCGGAACCGAACCGCAAGCGCGAGCGCGAAGCAGACUGCCCAGCGGAGCGCAACAGAGCAGGCCAUGUCCCAUCUGUUCGAGGUCAUUGAUGCGACCAACCUGGAUCACAAUUACACCUAGCGUACACCCACCAUAUCCAUCUAUCCUGAUGUCGUAGAUAACACCAACUUGGAUCACAAUUAUACAAAGGCAGAGUUCCCAUAAACAAGAUGCCACAUAGUAAGGUUUCGAUCGACUUUAAUCGAAGCUGCGAACACAUUCAAUUAUUUAGAUACAUCAAUGUGAGGUAUUUUUAUAAAUCAUCAGUUUAUGAAGAUUUUUGUUUCGUUAUGUUUUAAGAGGUUUUAACUCUCUAAAAGAUCUCUGCUCCAUUUCCCGUCGGACUUAACUAAGGGAUAUCUGAAUAAAACAGUAAUAUUAUACAUAGUAUAAUAAUAUAGUAAUAAACGAGACAUUCCAUAUUGAAUAAAUUGCAUUUAUUAGAAUAUGGAAAUAAGACUAAUUUGUUGAUUGGAUACUGUUGCACCUGAAGCGCACACAGCCUGCGAUUCAGCGAUUCACUGUCCAACGGCGUCAAUAAUGUAUGUACGAGUAUAUCCCUUCCUACUUAGUCGCUUCUCUGGUUUUAGUUGCUUCCGAUUUACAUACAAUUUGUAACUAAAUAUAUAUAAAUAUACAUAUGUAAAAACUAAACGGGGAUCAAAAAAUCAAAUGGUAAGCGGAAAUUUAGAAAUUUUCUAUCCUCCUCAAUCGUACAUCCUUCUGUUUUUUUUCAUACACUACACGAUUAUCACAAAUUGUAU